AUGGUUGAGUCUGGAAACCUUCCAAACUUGGCAUCAGAUGCCGUUUUAAAACACUCUAUACCAGUCCCCGAUUCGUUUGAAGAAGUCAGCGGUAUUGACUACUCCAAAGAUAACGCAUACAAUAUGAAUGCUAAAGAUUUAAUCUCAUCAAUGUCAAAGAUGGGGUUCCAAGCCAGCUCUUUGUCCCAAGCGUGCAGAAUCAUUGAUGAAAUGAGAACUUGGAGAGGUAAACACAAAUCGGAACUAGAGGAGCAUAAACAAGGUGGAGAGUUUGAUGAUCAGGGAUACCAAAAGACAACUAUAUUCAUGGGUUAUACAUCAAAUUUGAUUUCAAGUGGAUUGAGAGAUACCUUACGUUACUUGGUCCAACACAAAAUGGUUAGUGCCAUCGUUGCUACUGCUGGUGGGGUCGAAGAAGAUUUAAUCAAAUGUUUAGCUCCAACGUACAUGGGUGACUAUACUUUACCUGGAAAGGGCUUGCGUGACCAAGGAAUGAACAGAAUUGGUAACCUAUUAGUGCCAAAUGAUAACUACUGUAAAUUUGAAGAAUGGAUUGUCCCCAUUUUUGACCAGAUAUUACAAGAGCAACAAGAGGAAUUGGUCAAAGAAGGUACUAAUGCAUUUGAUGCAAACUCAAAAGCCAAUUGGACUCCCUCAAGAUUAAUUGACAGGCUAGGAAAAGAAAUCAAUGAUGAAAGUUCAGUACUUUAUUGGGCUCACAAGAACCAAAUUCCUAUAUUUUGUCCCGCUUUAACUGAUGGAUCAAUCGGUGACAUGUUGUUUUUCCAUACAUUUAAAGCAUCACCACAACAAUUACGUUUAGACAUUGUUGCUGAUAUCAGAAAAAUCAAUUCAAUGUCGAUGGAAGCUUCGAGAGCAGGAAUGCUUAUACUAGGUGGUGGUUUGAUCAAACAUCAUAUCUGCAAUGCAUGUUUAAUGAGGAAUGGUGCCGAUUAUGCAGUUUACAUAAACACUGGGCAAGAAUUUGACGGAUCUGAUGCUGGUGCAAGACCCGAUGAAGCUAUUAGUUGGGGAAAGAUUAAAGCUGAUGCACAAUCAAUAAAAGUGUAUGCUGAUGUAAGUUUGGUUUUCCCAUUGAUUGUCGCUGCUACAUUCGCAAGUAAGAGACCGUCAAAAGGCACAAACUAA
Molecule: messenger RNA, 1149 nt
Organism: Lodderomyces parapsilosis
Lineage: Eukaryota; Fungi; Ascomycota; Pichiomycetes; Serinales; Debaryomycetaceae
Product: deoxyhypusine synthase
Exons: 1
Coding region: 1-1149 (382 amino acids)
Biological process (GO): peptidyl-hypusine biosynthetic process
Cellular component (GO): cytoplasm
Molecular function (GO): deoxyhypusine synthase activity
Source: RefSeq, a predicted model, not a curated record